UGAUGGUGAUCUAGAAGGAUGGUGUGAUGAUCCAAGUUUUUGUUCCACUAUUCGAAGUCUCUCAAAUUUUGUUCAAAAUACCGGAAGGUUUCUACUUUGAGAGUAAGCUUGAAACGUUUGUGAAAGAUCAAGAUGUGUGUAGGCAAAAGCAAAACCUUGAAAAGCAGGAGAGAAGAACAGUGACAUUAUGUGGUGAUCGGUUCUUGGCUAUAUCUAUCAAGAAGAGGGAGAAAAUACAUGUUUAUUCCCAUACACUUUCUCGAGGAGAUCGAACAACGGUUGAAAGGGAAUUGUUGGGGUGUUUGAUUAUGAUGUUACAGGUAAUUCAAUAGAAAAUACUUGAUAUAUGGCGUAGAACACGUUUAAAAGUAGAGAGUUAAAGUGCAUUUAGUUAGUCUUUGGUUGGUCCAGUUUAGUUUUGUUUUGGGAGAGAGAAUGUGAGAGGAGA
Cucurbita maxima (winter squash) is the source of this 448-nucleotide messenger RNA. RefSeq lists its product as uncharacterized. The record is from RefSeq and is a predicted model, not a curated record. NCBI's taxonomy places the organism in Eukaryota, Viridiplantae, Streptophyta, Magnoliopsida, Cucurbitales, Cucurbitaceae. The transcript is spliced from 3 exons. The coding region runs from base 27 to 332 and encodes 101 amino acids.